UCAGAGAUCGAUAUUUAAAAGCGAGUCGCGUGGGUAGAUCUCUCGGUUGUCCUCUCCAACCUUCACUCUGGUCCAGUUGACGCAGUGACCCCGGAUCUCUCUCUCUCUCAAAUCUCAGAGCUUCAACCAUGGCGGACGAUGUCCCUCCAUUCGAAGACGCGGUGACAAAAGGGUUCAACCCUGGAUUAAUUGUGUUGCUUGUUGUUGUUGGGUUACUGGUGACUUUUCUUGUCGGAAACUAUGUACUUUAUGUUUAUGCUCAGAGAACUCUUCCUCCAAAAAAGAAGAAGCCAGUGUCUAAAAAGAAGCUGAAGAAGGAGAGGCUGAAGCAAGGCGUCUCUGCUCCCGGGGAGUAAAUAUGGAAAAAAGAUCGCAACUAUGCAUGUUGAACACAUGUUGAAAAGUUGUUCUUUAAUUUCCUUGAUACUAGAUGGAAUUGAACUUAGUAAUUGGAAGUAACCCUGUAUUGGCCUAGCGAGACCAGGGAGUGAGAACGUUGUUCCUAAGACAGUUUUUACCUCUUAAAUUUACUGUCUGUACUUGAUUUCCUUUCCUUAAACAAAUAGUCAGAACUUAGAAUGAGUUACCUUUCCAAAUU
Argentina anserina (silverweed cinquefoil) is the source of this 598-nucleotide messenger RNA. Its product is annotated as DNA-binding protein S1FA-like. The record is from RefSeq and is a predicted model, not a curated record. The transcript is spliced from 2 exons. Gene Ontology annotation, molecular function: DNA binding. NCBI's taxonomy places the organism in Eukaryota, Viridiplantae, Streptophyta, Magnoliopsida, Rosales, Rosaceae. The coding region runs from base 129 to 356 and encodes 75 amino acids. Gene Ontology annotation, biological process: regulation of DNA-templated transcription. Gene Ontology annotation, cellular component: nucleus.